AUGGCCGCCGCUUCUGCAACGGAGGACGAUCUCUACAGCGGUUUUGAUGACUACGAUCACGCAUAUGAUACUCAGAAUAUCGUUCAUGAUCGUUCCUUUCAACAAGCCGUAGCUAGAUCCAGUCAUGGUCGUCGACCAGUAAGUUACUCUUUACUACGAUUUUUUGGGUAUCUGAUAAAAAAUGUGUCAUCGAAAAGUCGAUGUAUUUGUAAAUGUAUCAUAGUGCUCUCUAUCUCUCAGGAUCCUAAGCUUGUGAGAAUUGAACCAGAACAUCGAAAAACCCGACGAGGCUCUUUACAGACUACAUCGAUGGCAGGGCGAGCUCCGUCUGCUUACGGUAUGGCCCCACGUUCCAGCUAUGGAGUAGUUUCGUCCUAUGGCCUUCAAAGUCGAACGGGAAGAACCUCGUUCGCGACCAGAAACGAGCCGGCCAGACCGAUGACAGCCGUCAGAGCAGCCGGAUAUACCUCGUUUGCCAAUAAAGGUCCGUUUUGCGAACGAGUCUGCCUAGCUAGUAAGGCAUUUGUUCAGAGCCGAUUUCAAGCUGCCGAAUCAGCUGCAGUGGCAGAUUCCAAGAGUACAGAAUCGAUCGAACAAAAGUGCAAGGAAAUGGAGCAGCGGGUGAUGGAUAUGUUGAAGGAGAGCGUAUUCGCGGCCGAAAAACGGAAUCUCAAAGAGGCUCUGGAUAAAGCUAAGGAGGCCGGUCGACGUGAAAGGGCUGUGGUCAAGUACAGAGAGCAACAGGAUGUCGUCGAAUCAAUGAAUAUCGAUUUAACGUUUACCGUAUUAUUCAACUUGGCUCAGCAGUAUAUGGCAAAUGAUAUGGCGAACGAGGCACUUAACACAUAUCAGAUUAUCGUGAAGAAUAAAAUGUUCCCAAAUUCUGGUCGCCUGAAGGUCAACAUUGGCAAUAUCUAUUUCAAGAAAAAAGAUUACAAUAAAGCCAUAAAGUACUACCGUAUGGCUCUUGAUCAAGUGCCAAGUAUUCAGAAGGAGACCAGAAUCAAAAUUCUCAACAAUAUCGGUGUUGCAUUCAUCAAGAUGGGAAAAUACGACGAGGCAAUGUCUACAUUCGAGCACUGUGUUGACGAAAGGGCCGACUUCAAGACAGCACUGAAUAUGGUGUUGACCGCGUACUGUCUUGAAGAUGCAGAUCGGAUGCGUGACGGUUUUCAGAAACUACUCGAUGUACCACUCGAUGAUGAUGAGGAGAACAAGCCUAAUGAUAAGGACGACGUACUGAUGACACAAGUGCUCAACAAUGACAGCUUACGUCAGUUUGCCAGACGUCAACGAGCUGAUGCUGAACGAGCGAUUCUGACUGCAGCAAAGACGAUCAGCCCAGCGAUCGCUUCCGACUUUGCCUCCGGCUAUGAAUGGUGCGUGGAGACGAUCAAGCAGUCAGUUCAUGCCUCUUUGGCCACAGAAUUGGAGAUGAGCAAAGCUGGAGAGCUGUUGAGAAGAGGAGACCUCGAUGGAGCUGCUGAGGUUCUAAAAGUGUUCCACUCCCAAGAGUCGAAAAUUGCCAGUGCAGCCGCUAAUAAUCUGGGCAUGCUGAAGCUUCUGCAAGGAGGUGACAAACUGCAAGAAGCCGAGCAAUAUGUAGAGCAAUCGCUGGCUAUGGACCACUACAACGCUAAUGCUUUAGUCAAUGCCGGUAAUAUUGCCUACCUACGGGGAGAUUACGAUAAAGCCUAUGCCAACUACAGAGAGGCUUUGAAUAACGAUGCGGGUUGUGUUCAGGUAAGUAUAGAGCAUAUAUAA
Molecule: messenger RNA, 1764 nt
Organism: Haemonchus placei
Lineage: Eukaryota; Metazoa; Nematoda; Chromadorea; Rhabditida; Trichostrongylidae
Source: the annotation of a GenBank genome assembly